This is a messenger RNA of Sipha flava (yellow sugarcane aphid), 1703 nucleotides long. Its product is annotated as mitochondrial chaperone BCS1-like. The record is from RefSeq and is a predicted model, not a curated record. Gene Ontology annotation, cellular component: mitochondrial inner membrane. The transcript is spliced from 5 exons. Gene Ontology annotation, molecular function: ATP binding; ATP hydrolysis activity. Gene Ontology annotation, biological process: protein insertion into mitochondrial inner membrane from matrix; mitochondrial respiratory chain complex III assembly. The coding region runs from base 141 to 1415 and encodes 424 amino acids. NCBI's taxonomy places the organism in Eukaryota, Metazoa, Arthropoda, Insecta, Hemiptera, Aphididae.
UUAUUAUUAUUACUAUCAUCGUACAUACGCGCACGCGUGAGCAUUGCCAUACAGCGCGCUAGAAUACUUAGUAUUCUCGAAAACGCACGCACACGCUUUCACAUUUUUAAUUUUUAUUUGUUUUUCAAACCAUAAGAAAAAUGCCGCUGGCCGAUUUGUUGUCAACUUUGGGAGACAAUCCGUAUUUCGGCGCAGGUUUCGGAUUGUUCGGACUCGGUUUGGGGGCGGCUGUGUUGCGCAAAGGCGCGUCCGCCGGUCUGGUGUUGUUCCGUCGCAAUUUCAUGAUGACUCUGGAAGUGCCGUGCCGCGACAAGAGUUAUCAAUGGGUGCUGUUGUGGGUCACCCAAAAAGCGGCCCGGCGCACUCAACACCUGAGCGUGGAAACUACGUUUGAACAAAUGGACACGGGACGCGUGAACACAACGUAUCAUUUUUUGCCAAGCAUUGGCGUCCAUUUGAUUAAGUAUCGUGAAAAAUAUAUUCAAGUUACUCGAACCAGAGAGCAACAAUCAUUAGAUUUACAUGCUGGUGUUCCAUGGGAAAAUGUUGUGCUUACAGCAUUUGGCACAAAUAAAUCAUUAUUUACAGAUAUACUUGAAGAAGCUCGUCAAAUGGCUUUAAAAGCAAUGGAAGGCCGCACAAUAGUUUAUACUGCAUUGGGGUCAGAAUGGCGUCCAUUUGGUCAUCCACAAAAACCUAGACCACUGUCAUCAGUAGUAUUAGAUGAUAAUGUUUCUGAAAGAAUAUUGAAAGAUGUACAGAAAUUUAUUUGUAAGCCAUAUUGGUAUAUUGAACGUGGAAUACCUUAUAGACGAGGAUAUUUGUUGCACGGUCCACCUGGCUGUGGAAAAACAUCUUUCAUAAAAGCUUUAGCUGGAGAAUUACAGUAUGGUGUAUGCUUGUUAAAUUUAAGUGAGCGAGGUCUAACUGAUGAUAGAUUAAAUUAUUUAAUGUCUGCUGCUCCACAAAGUACAAUUAUAUUGUUAGAAGAUGUAGAUGCAGCUUUUGGUGGAAGACAUGAAUCAAAACAAGUUUCUGCUGCCUAUGAUGGACUGAGUCGUGUAACAUUAAGUGGAUUAUUAAAUGCUCUUGAUGGAGCUGCUUCAUCUGAAGCAAGAAUAUUAUUUAUGACAACUAAUUACAUUGAUAGAUUGGAUGCUGCAUUAAUUAGACCUGGCAGAGUAGAUGUUAAGGAGUAUAUUGGUCACUGUUCACAAUCUCAAAUUGAACGAAUGUACAAAAGAUUUUUCCUAGAAAACAAUGACAAUGAACAACAGGCAACAGAGUUUGCAGAAACUGUUAUCAAAACUGGAAAACCUGUUAGUGCAGCUCAAAUACAAGGGUAUUUUAUGUUGGUCGAAGACUGCUCACACAAUGACAUAGUUAAAAAUCAUCAAAGUAUUUGGGAAUCUUAAUUAAUGAAAAUAUUGUUUUCAAUAUUGUAAUUUUUGUUAUUGAUGUUACUUUAACAUGUAUAGUUAAAUAAAAAAAAUGUUUUAAAAUAUUAGUCAUGAUUAAUUAUUAUUAAGUGAUAAGUAUUCUUACCAUUGUAUCGAUAGCUAAAUAUAUAUUACAUUUUUUUUUUUUUACAUGUGAUGUAUUAACUUUAAAAUUGAGAAAACUAGUUUUUUUUUAAAUCUUUAUUGAAAUUAUACUCGUAAAUGCUCAAAGUUUCAUACUUUAUCCUGUUUAAUUUAGAAUUA